AUUCUUAAUUGUUUUUAUUGCUACCUCCAGCUCCUUUUUCCUCCUCUCUAGAACUCUUCUCUCCUUGGUUUUGUUCGGAUUUAAUCUUCGACCUUUGAUUUGCUUAUUUUUAUCUUUUUUUUUUGUUUUGUUUUAGACCCGGAAGUUAACCAGAUUUUGGUUGUGUCGUCGCGGAUACUUUUACUUGCCCCUUCUCCCUUCCUUCAUCAAGGCUGUAACCGCUUCUUGCAGAGGAACUGCAAGAAUGACCCAACAGAGUCAAUCUUUUAUUGAGCCUGAUGACUUCAAUGAUAAUGAUUCUAGUUACCAGAGCUCGCUAGGUGACGCUAGCUACACAACCAGUAUAACCUCUAGUGCUAUGGCCUAUACAUAUGAGAACGGUCGCAGAUAUCACUCGUAUCACGAAGGAGAAUACAUUUUGCCCAACGAUGAGCAAGAACAGGACCGACUCGACCUCAGCCAUCACAUCUAUCGCAUGCUCUUGAAAGGCGAAUUACACCGGGCGCCCAUCAAGAAUCCCCCACGGGUGUUGGAUAUCGGUACGGGCACGGGUAUCUGGGCCAUCGACUUUGCGGACGAACAUCCCGAAUCUGAAGUUAUUGGAAAUGAUCUCAGCCCCAUCCAGCCCUCUUGGAUCCCACCGAAUUGCCGCUUCGAGGUAGACGAUUUCGAGCUCACCUGGUCGUACAGCCAACCCUUUGAUUACAUCCACGGCCGCGAACUGGAAGGCGCCAUCCGCGACCAUGACAAGGUGUUCAGCGAAGCAUUUAAAAACCUGAAGCCUGGAGGAUAUUUUGAGAUCUGUUCUAUCGACGUGAACACGUACUCCGAUGAUGAUACACACCUCAAGGCCAAAUGUCUUCUGGAAGGCAUUAAGCACAUGCACGCGUCAGCCGAGACAUUCGGCAAGGGUUUGUCAACAACACACACGUGGAAGGAACGACUCGACAAGGCUGGGUUUGUGAACGUUCAUGAGGAAAUCUUCAAGCUCCCUCAGAGCCCCUGGCCCAAAGACCCGAAACUGAAGGACCUCGGUCGAUACCACCAGGUCAAUAUGUUCGAGGCCUUACCACCUUACUGCUAUGCGCUAUUCACCCGAGUACUAGGCUGGCAGCGGAACGAAAUUGAGGCGCUGGUAGCCGGUAUGAGACAGGAGUUGCGUGAUUUGUCAAUUCAUCUUUAUUCCAAGGUGCAUAUAGUGUAUGGGCAGAGGCCAGAGUGA
Aspergillus ochraceoroseus IBT 24754 is the source of this 1222-nucleotide messenger RNA. RefSeq names its product class I SAM-dependent methyltransferase. Gene Ontology annotation, molecular function: methyltransferase activity. The coding region runs from base 245 to 1222 and encodes 325 amino acids. The record is from RefSeq and is a predicted model, not a curated record. The transcript has 11 exons. Lineage: Eukaryota; Fungi; Ascomycota; Eurotiomycetes; Eurotiales; Aspergillaceae.